Messenger RNA from Anopheles cruzii, 1224 nucleotides. Its product is annotated as U-scoloptoxin(19)-Tl1a. The record is from RefSeq and is a predicted model, not a curated record. The transcript has 3 exons. Bases 427 to 837 code for a protein of 136 amino acids. NCBI's taxonomy places the organism in Eukaryota, Metazoa, Arthropoda, Insecta, Diptera, Culicidae.
AGCUUUUACUCCGGAUCGUGGUCCCUCUCUCUCUCUCUCUCUGCCUCUCUCGCACACCGGGCGAUUGUUUUUGUAAAUUAGUGCUUCAACAGUGCAACCGCUUCGUGGUAGUAGCCAUUCCCCGGUGGGUGUGCGUGCUGCGGUGGUGUACUAAUCGUUGGCCACUGAAACGAGGUGGGAGUGAUUAUUUUAUAUUCACACAAAAGACCAAAAGAAGUCCAUCACUCACCUCGCUGAACAGCUGAAACAAUAGUAGGAGGCCAUUUUGAAACCCCCGUUAAAAGGCCCCCCUUUCACGAGAUUCGGUGGUCGGUUGGCGACGGAAUCCGCGUGUGUCAAAAACCCGGUGCGGUGCGUUGCGGUGAUCGUCUGCGCAAGUGAGCGUCUGCCUGUGUGUGUGCGUGUGUGCGCGUAUCCUUCGCGAAAAUGAACACAACCGCCGUGGCGCUGCUGCUGUUCGUGGCGCUGGUGGUCUGCAUCGGGGAUAGUGCAGAAAUUCCGCCACUUCCGGUGCAGGACGACCUAAAGGGUGCACCGGCGCCGUCCUCGGACGAAGAGUCGUACCUGGGCGUGAGGCUGUACAAAAUGGAGCGACCCUGCGCCAUGAUCGGCGGGGUCUGUGUGCAGACGAGCGACUGCAAGGACCGGCCGGGCAACAGUGGACUGUGUCCGGAAAACGCGCAUCUCGGCGUUGACUGCUGCUACGAAAUAAAACCGGCCAAUAACCUGUCGUGCCACGAGUACCGUGGCGCCUGUAUGGAUCGGUGCAACGACCGGUUACAGCGCCCGGCCAGCGACUGCAACGAUGGGCAGAAGUGCUGCGUUUUAGUUGCCUAAACUCUAAUGAUCGUCGACCGCAGCAACAGCUUAAUGGGGACCAGUGGCUACCGCCAGGCUGUGUGUGUGUUGGUGUGUGUAUGUGGCCCAUUGUGCCCAACAUCAGUGUGUGUGUCGGAUCAAUAAAUGUAGGAUAAGAGCUUUAAAGCAGCCCGUUCAGGGGCCGGCGUCGACGUACACUUUCUCUUAACAUCCGAAUGUUUUCCAAUGACUGCAUUAUUGCACAGGGUGCGCCGUAGUGACAGGACCGGAUAGGAUUAAUAAAUUGUCAAAUAACUCGGCCAUUUUUCAGUUGAUUUUGAAAAGUGUAUAAGAUAUAUUUAGAGUAUAGAAUGUCGUUUAUUGACAAUUCACUCAGAAUACAGUUUCGAUCAAAUGACCGCCUCC